GCCGAGGAAGCUAUUCGAGCCCAACUGGAUGCGGGGGAUGAGUCUGCGGAAUUGUAUUGCGCACUUGGCGAUGUGACAAAAAAUCGUGAAUACUAUUGGAAAGCGUGGGAAGUUUCCGGGGAACGUUCGGCCCGAGCCAUGCGCAGUCUGGCUGUGGUAUACAUGUAUGUGGACAAGGACUAUCCGAAAGCAAUCGAAUAUUUCGACAAGUCUCUUCAAAUAAAUAAUCUUCAGGUCUCGCUGUGGUUCACUUUCGGUUGUUGUUGCCUGCAAGCGGCCGAGUAUGCCAAAGCGGAAACCGCAUUCCGACGAUGUGUUACCUUGGAUCCAGAGAUCAGUGCAGAUGUCGGUGCGUUUACCGACACCAUUCAAGCGUGUCAUCGAGUGAUAGAACUACGUGGUAAAUAUAAUGACGAUCAAGUGAUGGGUGUGCUCUGUAAAGCGGUUCUGGACGAUGUUCCAGAUGAUCGCGGUCGACCAGCCUCAGCUUUACGAACCAAGGUGCUCGAAUUGUUCGGUCGUGUCACUGCAGUUACGCCCACAAAUGCCGAGAUUUGGACACAUUAUGCCAAUCUGUUGCUCGGCGAGAAGCCACGUUUGAAAGUGGUCAACUAUCAGCGGGCGAUCCAAAAUCUCCAACACGCGCAUCGUUGUCGUGUCCAACCAACCGAUAUACCUUGGGAACAGGAAAGUAAGCGACGAGAUGCUGUUGUAGGCGGUCUUCAACUUCUAGUCCAGACCCUAUUGAAUGCCGAUUCUCUCCUGGCCGAUCCUUCCACUGUGAACGGUAGCACAGAAAUUGUGCCGGCCGGAACAGAGAGGUCCUCCUUGGAAGAGACCAGUCAGAAAGCAUUUAUCCGCUCUUCACUGUCCACACUUCGUGUAACCAUCCUAUCAGUGAUGGGUCAUUUUAAGCGUGUUUUGGAAUCGUUGACAACCUCAGACGCCGUAGUUGAAGUACGUAAGCAACAGGCUGAUUUGGAAGAGUUGCUAUCUUCAAUUGAUACUGCACUGGGGGCAACAGCUUGA
This is a messenger RNA of Echinostoma caproni, 1029 nucleotides long. The record is from the annotation of a GenBank genome assembly. NCBI's taxonomy places the organism in Eukaryota, Metazoa, Platyhelminthes, Trematoda, Plagiorchiida, Echinostomatidae.